AUGCCGGAAUCCGCAGUGAAAGAUAACUCAACGAAAGAAGUGUGUAACACCAAAAUGUUUAAAAAUCCUAUGAUCGAGGGAGUGAAAUGGAUUGAGCGAUAUGCAUACACAAUCGAUAAAUUUUGGAUAAAAUUGCCAGAAUAUAUGCGGAAUACCUUCGUUACUUUUGCUGUGUUACUAAUGGCGUCUACUAUUAAAGGUGACUGGAUUGUGAUUGUUGUACAUCUGGUAAAACACUUCAAUGGCGCGGGCGCAAUUACCGGAGAGCAGUUGAAUGACUCGUUGUACCAUACGAACGCGACAGGCGAAGUGACUUGGAAUGAUAUACUCGGGUUUAUGGGCCUGCAAGGGCUUCCGCACUUUCUGCUCUGGGCAAUCACUGGAUCGUUUCUAAUCUAUUUUGCCGUUGGUGGAUUUAUUCACUGGUAUUACUAUACCAAUCGGCGCGAUAGGCCACAUGAGUGGAAGUGCCAACCUGAAAAAUUUAUGUCCCCAGAGCUGGAGCUACAUGAAGUAUUCGUAGGUUCAUUCUCAUUGUUAUUAAUGAGUUGUCUGAGCGGAAUAUUAUCUUGUUACGCCAUGAAUAAUGGAAAACUUCUUACGCUCUACUACCGUUGGGAUGAGUAUGGAUGGUGGUGGUUUUUCGCGCAAAUUAUUGUUAUAUUUAUUUAUCAGGACUAUUUAACUUAUUGGCUUCAUAGAAUUUAUCACUGGCCUUGGCUUUAUAAAAAUUUUCAUAAACUACACCACACCUAUAAGCAACCAACUGCUUUUUCAGUAACUGCGAUUCACCCGGUGGAAAUUUUACAUGUUCAACUCACUAUGCUUUUGCCAAUAUUUGUCAUUCCGACGCAUUGGGUUGCUUUUUACAUAGUCGAAAUGUACACGUAUGCGCAUGGUAUUUUGAACCACAGUGGGGUCAACAUCAAAUCAUUUUGGUGGCAACCUUGGCAACCGGAUACGAUGUUCCAUGACAAUCAUCAUCAGUACUUCCAUGUUAACUUUGGCUUCAACAUCUACAUCUGGGAUGUACUGCAUGGAACCUAUCGGCAAAAGGAUCGUGUUUAUUCGGAGGAUAUUUUCUAUGGAAAAGGAAAAGGUUUUGAUGAGGUUUCCAGCAAGCAACUAUUGGACGAUUUCGCUGAGCGCAAAACAGAAAAUCCGCGAGCCUAUAGGAGCAAUGUCAACGAAUAUGAUAUUAACAAUGUUCUCGUGAAUAAAUUAAUGAACAAAAGUAGGAAAUAA
Messenger RNA from Sabethes cyaneus, 1245 nucleotides. RefSeq lists its product as uncharacterized. Gene Ontology annotation, biological process: sterol biosynthetic process. Gene Ontology annotation, molecular function: C-4 methylsterol oxidase activity; iron ion binding. The transcript has 5 exons. Lineage: Eukaryota; Metazoa; Arthropoda; Insecta; Diptera; Culicidae. Bases 1 to 1245 code for a protein of 414 amino acids. The record is from RefSeq and is a predicted model, not a curated record.